CAGUACACCUGGAAAUGCUUAUAAAUUGUUUCAGCACAGUUUGAACAUUGCGAUGUGUUGUAAGUCAGUAAAACAAUUCAGAGCAUCUAUCCUACAUAUUAUCCAGCCAUGGCUUCUUCAAAGCCAUACAUUGGUUGUAGAAUAGGGUUGCUUUCAAAGGCCCAAAAUCGUUAUGAGGGGAUUUUGUACACAAUUGAUAAAAAUAACUCCACAGUUGUACUGGCACAAGUAAAGUGUUUUGGAACUGAGGGACGUCCUACUGACAGACCAACGUCACCCAAAGAUGAUGUAUAUGAGUAUAUAACUUUCCGUGGAAGUGACAUCAAGGAUAUCACACUAUGUGAAUCUGCAAGGUCUCACCAUGGCCUCCCUCCAGAUCCAGCAAUCAUACAAUCAUCCAGUUCAAGCUCAGGCAUCUACUCAGGUCUUGGACCGUUUAGCCCUGUAGGGAUGCCUGCCUAUAAUCCGCUUGCUGCCAGCUCCCUACUUAACCAGCAGUAUGCUGCUGCUCUUGGCUUGGGACCUCUACUUUCAGAUCUGCAUAUUAGACGAGGCCCCAUGGUAGAGAAGGCUGUUCAAACCAUCCAAGUAGAAAGACCCAGGCAGAAGAGGGGUUUGAAUGCUUCCCAGGACAGACAGUGGACCAGGAGGAGGCCCCGGAGGACCAGGAGGGAGAAUUCCCAGCCUCGAAGGGAGCCUGGGGCCACCAGGAUUUUAGGCUCUGGUGUGAGCUCUAAUCGACAGGAUGUGCAGCAUCCGAACACUGACCGUCCACCACCCAGAAGAAGGCAAGCACCUCGAAAGCGUCGUGGUAGAGGGCAGCUAAUGGUUGCUAAUGUUCCAUCUCCUAUCCUCAAGUUUGACACAGACUUUGACUUUGAUUCAUCCAACGCACAGUUCAUCAAAGAGGAGCUUGAGAGGGAAGUGCAGGAAAGGAGGAACACAAAAGUAAAUUCGUUUGAUGCAGAUGAAGAUAUCGAGAAGGCGAAAGAGAGGAUUUGCUCAUCUGCAGAGUAUGAGGAUUUUGGCCAGAAGUGCUACUAUGACAAGGCAAAGUCUUUUUUUGACAAUGUCUCCUCUGAUAACGGGCUUAGUUUUAGAUUAACAUGGGCAGAGGAACGGAAGCGCAAUCUGGAGACUUUUGGAGUGACUGGCCGGUUCUUGAGAAGCCAAGGCUUUAGAGGCCGAUUUACCAGAGGGCGAGGAGCUGCUCAGAUUCUUCCUUCAGACAGGAUCCAGAGAGGACUAGUGUGAAGAAUGGGGAAAACCUACCCUGGAAUAUUUACUUUGUUCAUUGAGAUGAACAGAAGCAUGAUAGCCUAGAUGCUGAUCCUUUUUUUUUUUUUUUUUUUUUUUCCUUAAAUUUCUUUCUCGUUUUUGCAUUUUUAAUUUUGAAAAUAUUUUUUUUUGGGGGGGGGUUGAAAAGAAUUUCUUUUUUCCUUAGAUGCGGACAAUGUACUAAGAUUUUUUUUUUUUUUCCGAUGUUUGGGGCUUAACCAACUUAACUGAUUUUGCCCUUUUUUUUUGAAAUUUUAAUUUGAGCACUCAUUUAGUUUGCAAAUACUGUAAAUAUAAACACAAAAUGAACUAAAUCUGUACUCAAAAUUGUAUGUUGCCUUAUUUCUGAAAUUGACAAACUAGAUUAACUCUUGCUGGUGAGCCUGUCUGUACGACAGUACAUCUCAAUGUCAAUGGUUUUAUUUCCCCCUCUUUUUAUUACGGUUUGUUUUUUAUUUUUGGGCUCAUUAGAUAUCUGGUUUAACCUCCUGAGACCCAGGGGAAAAAAAAGUUUAGUAUUAUGGAUUUUUCUUAUAAGCUGAGUGUUGGGGUGGUAAAGAACACACUGCUAAGCUAUAUUAUUAAUUUUAAUAACAUUUUACAACAUGUGCACUGUGGGACACAACAGGACUUCACUGAUGGUGAGCAUUGGACAUUAACCAAAUGAAGCCAGCUAUGGAAAGCUCCACUGAAAUCUCAGAAAAUGUGUUAACAAGUUGCACAGAAAAGCAUCUAACGGCUCCAUCAGUUUCAUUGAACACUCCAAAAUGAUGAUGCAAUAUUGGGUGUCCUCAAAUUUCUUCAUUAAUUCAGUCUGUCCUGUCUUCCACCAUCUAAGUGUGAUUUGGCUCAUCAACCAUAAACGGGAGACGUCAAGACUGCAACAAACAAUCAGGUCAUCUACAGGGCUGACCUUCCCUCUGUCCAGGACCUAUACAGGGCUAGCAUCAAGGAAAAAGCUCCUAAAAUCUCUGCAGACCCAACACACCCUGCAAACAAACUUCUACUGUAAAGUCUGCGCUACUGAGCACUGACUGCAAAAACCAGUUGGCACAGAGACCGUUUCUUUCCCUAGGCUGUUGUCUGAACACUUGAUUGUCAUAUUCCCAGAAUCAACACUAUGCAUACUUUGACUGAUUUCACAUUAUCUUAUCUUAAAAGAAAUCUUCACUGGGAGCAAAGUGUACUGUAAUCAAAUUCCUUGUUUGCUGUGUGCACAAACUUGGCAAUAAAGCUGAUUCUUCUGAGUCUUCCUCAAAAGUUAAA
Messenger RNA from Girardinichthys multiradiatus, 2544 nucleotides. It is a transcript of the gene lsm14b, whose product is annotated as LSM family member 14B. Lineage: Eukaryota; Metazoa; Chordata; Actinopteri; Cyprinodontiformes; Goodeidae. The record is from RefSeq and is a predicted model, not a curated record. The transcript is spliced from 8 exons. The coding region runs from base 109 to 1254 and encodes 381 amino acids. Gene Ontology annotation, molecular function: mRNA binding.